Radiomyces spectabilis is the source of this 702-nucleotide messenger RNA. RefSeq lists its product as uncharacterized. The coding region runs from base 1 to 702 and encodes 233 amino acids. The record is from RefSeq and is a predicted model, not a curated record. The transcript is spliced from 2 exons. Lineage: Eukaryota; Fungi; Mucoromycota; Mucoromycetes; Mucorales; Radiomycetaceae.
AUGAAAUUGGGACGACCGAGUGUCAUCCAGAGUGUUCAUGGCUUGAAUGCGGUCUUGGGUAUUGUGCUCUGUGGGUGUUUGAUUGGCACCGCCACCAAUAUCCAGUCGUUUGUGUCCGAAGGCUCAGCCAUCGCCGGUUUUGGCAACUAUAAUGUGUUUGCUUAUCCGGCCACAUUUGUCUACAUGCUGAUUCCGGCCGUAACAGCCACUGUCUACAGCUUCAUUCUCAUGUGCGACAGGUCAUCCGGUUAUGAAGCAUGGCGUCCAUCGAGAACCAUGGUGAGCAGUAUUGCUUGUUUUGCUGGAGCGGUGCUGCUGGCAGCAGUGUUUCCGUUAAUUCCGGGAGCCGACAUCAUCACCCAGCCGUAUUCCAGCGUCGAGUGCAGUUGGCGGGAUUAUAUGGUGUGGGAAACCAUUUACAACAACCCCGAUGUAUUUCCGUGGGUGCUGGAUAUGGGCAAGGCCUGUACCUGUUUUCGAGCUUCCGUGGCUUUUUGCUGGCUCGUGGCGGUUGGUUGGAUAGCCCAGACCAUUCUCUACUGGCGCAUCGCCAAACGGCCGCUUCCCGCCUCGCUUGACUUCAAAAAUACUUGGCGCAUGUCCACUGUGAACCGUCUCUCCAAACCAUCACCGGAUCAAGAACCCUACCCACUCCCCAGCUACCUUGUCACUGGGGAAAAGCAUGAAAUGUCGACCUAUUAA